Trichoderma asperellum CBS 433.97 is the source of this 811-nucleotide messenger RNA. RefSeq lists its product as uncharacterized. The record is from RefSeq and is a predicted model, not a curated record. NCBI's taxonomy places the organism in Eukaryota, Fungi, Ascomycota, Sordariomycetes, Hypocreales, Hypocreaceae.
UAUUAUUUAAUUUUUGAUGUUCCGUCAUUUUAAAAGCUCUCUUGUGUACUUGUCAAAGGGAGUCUUACAACAAUCAUCAUUGGACUUUCCCCCCCUUUUCUCAGGUUCCCUUCUCGUUCAACCAUGUCUUCCAUCAACUCAGAAUAUGGUCUUCUCUUGAUCGACAUCCAACAGGGCUUUAACGACCCAAAUCAUUGGGGAAGGAAACGCUCAACGCCCAAUUUUGAGGAAAAUGUCAAAGAGCUUCUGGCCACUUUCCGUGCUGUUGCACCUAACAACAUUUUUCAUGUUUGCCAUCUCUCAACUCUGCCGCAUUCGCCAUUGCAUCCAGACAAUGGUGCAGUAGAUUUUCAACCAUACGCUGCUCCCUUGCCCUCUGAGCCAACCUUUCCUAAGCAUAAAAACUCGGGAUUCUACGGCACAAAUCUCGAGGAAGCCAUUCGUGAACGCAAAAUUACCACCCUCGUUGUCUGCGGUUUGAUGACGGAACACUGUGUUAGCUCCACGUUGAGAAUGGCCUCAGAUCUUGGGGUUGUAGACGGCGUCGAUGGAGAAGAUAGUAAAGGGCGUAUCUUACUUGUACAGGAUGCAACAGGCUCUUAUGAUACUACUUUCGGUGGGAGAUACUACGAUGCUGAGACUGUUCAUGCAGUUCAUUUAUCAGGCCUGGAUACCGAAUUUUGCCAGGUGGUCAAUCUAAAAGUUGUUUUGAGGGAAUUGAAGGGUCAAAGAGAGAAUAGGUAGAGCUAGAAGCACAUUUUGCAAUCGCGAGGCUAGGUCAACAGCACACAAGAAUUGAGACUGUAUGAAG